UCGCUCUCCCCUUUCUCCGCAAAUCCUUGGAAGAAUCCAAAAUCUAUAUCAAUGGCGACUUCACUAGCUCGAUUCUCUCGCAGAGGACUAGCUCCCAACCUGAUCCGCCGUUUCUUCGCCGCGGAAGCGGCGCUCGCGAAGAAGACUGAGGCGCCCAAGCCAAAACCGACGCCGUCUCCGUCGCCUGAUCGUGCGAAAUGGGACUACAGGGGACAGAGACAGAUCAUCCCUUUAGGACAGUGGCUUCCGAAGGUAGCCGUCGAUGCCUACGUGGCACCCAACGUCGUGUUGGCCGGCCAGGUCACGGUCUGGGACGGCUCUUCCGUCUGGAACGGCGCCGUUUUGCGCGGGGAUCUCAACAAGAUCACUUUGGGGUUCUGCUCGAAUGUUCAGGAGCGGUGUGUUGUACAUGCCGCGUGGUCUUCCCCAACAGGAUUACCAGCAGACACGUUGAUCGACAGGUACGUGACAGUGGGUGCAUACAGUCUUCUUAGAUCAUGUACCAUCGAACCAGAGUGCAUCAUCGGGCAACACUCGAUUCUAAUGGAAGGUUCGUUGGUCGAGACCCGGUCAAUCCUGGAAGCUGGUUCGGUUGUGCCACCAGGAAGAAGGAUCCCAUCAGGUGAGCUAUGGGGAGGCAAUCCAGCAAGGUUUAUAAGAACGCUAACCAACGAAGAAACCUUAGAGAUCCCGAAACUCGCUGUAGCCAUCAACCAUUUAAGCGGAGAUUACUUCUCUGAGUUCUUGCCUUACUCCACUGUCUACUUAGAGGUAGAGAAGUUCAAGAAGUCCCUUGGAAUCGCUGUUUAGGAAGCUUCGUUUUCUUUCUUCAAAGCUUCUCUUAUGGGUUUCGCGUGCUUACGUCUCUCUAUUCAUAUUGCAAUAAUUAGCUGAAGAACAUCAAAACAUUGAAAUGUUUGUCUUGUUUUUUUUUUUUUUGGUUUCUUUGUAAACUGAUUUUGGCUGGAUAAGGCCAGAGUGAUAAUGGCGAUGACUUCUUGUUUUGUUGUC
Messenger RNA from Raphanus sativus (radish), 1011 nucleotides. RefSeq names its product gamma carbonic anhydrase-like 1, mitochondrial. Lineage: Eukaryota; Viridiplantae; Streptophyta; Magnoliopsida; Brassicales; Brassicaceae. The record is from RefSeq and is a predicted model, not a curated record. The coding region runs from base 52 to 810 and encodes 252 amino acids. The transcript is spliced from 2 exons.